Messenger RNA from Sphaeramia orbicularis (orbiculate cardinalfish), 4226 nucleotides. RefSeq lists its product as uncharacterized. The record is from RefSeq and is a predicted model, not a curated record. The coding region runs from base 229 to 2682 and encodes 817 amino acids. NCBI's taxonomy places the organism in Eukaryota, Metazoa, Chordata, Actinopteri, Kurtiformes, Apogonidae. The transcript is spliced from 3 exons.
ACUCACAUGACACAUGAGGACAGGAAGGUACAGUUGAUAAGCAGAUCGGGAGGAUCAUCAGAUGGAUCAUUUAGCAUUUCCAUGGAGGCUGGUAUGAUCAUACACAGAAGAUGACUGCACCGUGACCAUCAGUGGCGACAUAAUGAAAAGCUAAAAAAUACCUCAAGUGAUUAAAAUCUUGUCACCGUGAAGUUAAAGGAUCUCAUACAAAGCCCUCAAGGUCCCAGGAUGUCCCGGGAUGAUGGUGGACCGUGGAUGAAGAUGAACCCUGUGACAAAGACAACAGAUGGCAGUCAAGUGGUAACCUCUGAUGACAGACCCCAAGAUGAAACAAAAGUUGUCCUCCCUGUCCCACCUGCUUUAGUCACAAGGUACUACAGUGUAAUGGAGGAUGAGGGUGCGGAUGAUGUCUUCAUCCCAUCAUCUUUGCCUCGUCUCGCUACACCAUCCUGCAUUGACACCUUGUUACCACAGGGGGACAGCAGUGGUGCGACAGUCAAUAAUUCCAGUGUGACCCUUUCAAAUGGGUCACCUGAAGGCACAGAGGCUAAAGCUAAUCCAGACUACUUAGACUGGCAUUGUGCAGAGAGGGAGUUAAUGGACGCACAGAAUGAUGUUGAUGAAGUAUUAGACGGCACAUCAGAGGCUUCUAAAGGCUGCACAAACAACAACAACGAAGAAUCCACUCAACCAACAGGACAGGACCAAACUUCAAUGGAGGCUGUGGAAACACCAGCAGUACUUGAUCAGGAUAUCACAACAGGAGACAAAGGAUUGAAAAAGGAACUUGAAGGUCUUGUAAUUUUGAGCAAAGAACAGGAAAGCCAGAGGGAAAGUGAUGUGAAGACAGAGAAAUAUCUAAACCCUGAAAAUGAAAAACAUUUUGAUAUUGAAGUAGAGAAAAAAGAAAAAAGAAAAUCCAUUGAAUCUGUGGAAAAGCUGAAGGACAUUCAUCCUCUUGAGGACAUGGGCUCAAAAGAAACAGAUGACUGUCACAGUUUGAAGAGACCUAUUUCAACAUUGUCUGGCUACAGUGUGAAUGAUAAUGAUUUUGAGUCCUGUAGGCCACCAGAGCUUUACCAGUGCAACCAAAAUCAGACAGAUGCAACAGCAAAUAAGUCACCAGUGUCUGAAAUACAACAAACAGUAUCCAGUGACAAUCAAGAACAUGUUGACACCACGUCUUUUAACUAUAACAUCACAAGGUAUGACUGGGUGAGGACAUCGUGCAGCACUAGUCAAACACCAGAAUCCCAAUGCCACAUCUCAGAACCUUUGGCUCACUCUGAUGAGCAAAAGGAACUAAAUGAGCAACAAGAUGCCGAGGGACCACAGGGAUGUGAAAGCAGCAAGAUAGCAACGGGUAUCCAACAAGGCGAGCAACUGCUUCAACGUCUGCAGCUUGUGCAACAACGACAAGACACACAUUUGCCAGAGAGCAAGUUUACUCAGCAGGUUGUCAAAGAAGUCAGAAUAGAGCAAAAGAUUGUAAUUAAUUUGACAGAAGGAUGGGAUCUGGCAGGGGAAAAUGCAAAGGAAGAAAAUAGGGUUAAUGCUGUGAAUGUUAAGGCAGAAAAGACAAUCUUGAAAGUGAAAGAUGUUAUAGAUGAUGACAGUAAAGACCAAGAAACAAAAGCAAAGACGUCUUCAUCCACAGCACAGCUAGAGGACAACAGCACUGACAACAAGUCUUAUAGUGAGCAAAGUGACAAAUGGAUGUCUGCAGACUUACCCUCAAUCAACACUACUGACGCGUCUUUCACCCACAUUCCCUUCUUAACCUGCCACCGAUUCUCAGCAGCUGAGACAUCAAUGGAGAGGCAGCUCCAUGAGGUGACCCAGAGGAAGCAGAACCUGCAGAGAGCUGAGGGAACAUUCAAUCUGGCAGAAAAUCCCGAUGUAUUAGAGAUUCCCUUCAAGAGUAAUAUCUCACUUGAACCACUUCCCACCGAAGGGCUCCAAAAGAACUGGCAGUUCUCAGAGCAGAAGAUGCAGAAGGAGAUAAGUAAAGAGAUUCAGAAGGAACUUGUGCUGGUCAACCAGGGGAAGAUCCCAGGGAGCUACAGCAAAGGUGAAACUCGCCAUUUAAAGGAUACUAAACUGCUGUUUGAAGCUUUCCAUCAGGACAACACAGAGGGUCCAACAAGGCACAGAAAGCCUCCCUCUUUAGGAAUAAAAGGUCUUUUUUAUCCAUCUGUGCUUGAGCGCACACAGAGUUUAGAGACGUUUUCACUCAAAAGUUGCCCUGUUUCAAGAGCACAUUCUCUCCGCCUGUAUAAAUCUGUAACUGCAGAGAGACAGAAAAGUCUGGAAAACCUCAGAUCAAAGAGCCCAAAUGGGGGCUCCCGAGACAAAACACGUUUAUAUCCUUACCCGAAACAAGAAAAACACAUGCGUCUGUACAGAAGCAUGGACUCCAUCAAUGCUGAUGACUCUACAGCUGUGGACGCAAAGAGAAACACACAGAAUGAAAACACCAGAGUAGAGUCUCCCAUCCUCAAACAGAACCCAUUCUUUAAGUUGCGUCCAGCCCUGUCUCUACAGCCAGAGGUAGAGAGGGACAUAAGGGAGGCAAAGAAAAGAGAAGAGGAGCUGCGCCGACAGAGAAAAACACUGUAUGGAGAAAACUGGCAGAAAUCUGAAGAUGAAGAAAAGCUGACAUUCACAUCGGUACCAGGUUAGUCUGCAGUCUGAGUCAUGAGGAAUGUAACCAGACAUAUAUGUACUGAAAUAAAAGUAGUGUGCAUCAGCGUUGUUACAGCAUGUUACUGUUGUUGUGGCUGGAAGUGGCGCUGGUUUCACCUACUUUGCAUUCAGUUUCAUACGGAAGGACACCAAAUAAAUCCAAAAGCUAAAGCCCAACCUUAAUACAGAAAUAACAAUAUGGGGUGAUAAGUGAUGAGGACUUAAACGACCAAUAUUUACAUACCUUACAGUAGUCUGUCAACCACUCCGAUUGUAUGUAUAAGUGUAAGUAUAAAGAAAUAUUUAUGUCAGCUAAACCUAACCAGAGGUAUGACAACCUAACUGUGUCAGGUUAAACACUAUCUAUAGUAUUUUUUAUUUUAUUUGAUGAUGUACGCUGUUGUUGGAGAUGUUAGCUUAACAGAUAACUAAUGAGAAAGGGCAGCAUCACUAAUAUUUGUUUUUUGUGAGAUAUUAGAUCAUUUUAAAGUUCACCAAAAUGAAACUACUUGACAAGUUUCGAGGAAAUAACCACCAUUUCCUGGAGCUGUAAACAUCUCAAGUGUGAGCGUAACCACAUAGUAUUACCCGUAAAAUACAAGAGGCCAAAAAUCGGUGUUUUAAUCUUUAAUAAUGUGUUGGAUUUUAAAAGCAUCUCACAUUAUCAGCUGUGCACAAUCUUCAUCAAAAAAGUAAUUUUUAUUGUUAAAUAAAUGUAGUGAAGAAGAGAGUAUUUCCCUUACACUGAAAUGCUAAAAUAAAGUAAUACAUUGGAAAUAAAGUGUAAAUGUGUUAAAAUUGUACUUAGAUACAGUACCAGAGUAAAUUGCUUGCUAUUGGUGCCGAACAGACAUGAACACAUCGCAGCAGUCAGUUUAUGGAACUAUUUAACAGAAAAAGAAAAAAAGUCGACAACGUUAAAAUGUUUAUGAAAUCCCUGCAGUAACAAGUUAACAAAGGAGUCACUUAGGUCUUUAUUCAUUCCUCAUCUGAGCCUUUUGACACUCACUUUGCACACCUUAAUGGAUGUCUCUCUACAUUAGCAUCACAUGGUGUUAUCCAGGCAGUCUUAUAGACAACUUAGCCGCCACCCUGCCAGCGUCUGUAAAGAACACAUCUUUGUGACAGUGGUCUGAUCUCAGUCAGCAGAUGGUAGUGGGCAGAGUGACAACGUAACAGCUUCUAUGUGAACUCUAGGUCAACCUAGGGGCUGUUCAAGCUCUGCCCUAACAUUGUCUCAAUGCAAAUUAGGUCAGAGGGUUGAUAUGGAACACUGAGGUAAGAACAUUUGUUGUAUUUUCUGUGCAUUCUUAUGUUGUUUUGUUCUUUUUAUGACCACCAAGGGAAUUUGGGUGAAGCUGAGAAAACAGUGCAUAUAGUCAGUGCGUCAUGAAGUAGCAUGUUAGUAUUUCCAGCCAGUGCAGCUGAAUAAUCCUAUGUGAGUUGACUCAAACUGAAAACGAAGCGAUGAACAUGCGACAGCAACUUAAUGUUUCUGCAGUUGGGCUAAAUGAGGGAAAUGAGCCAUUAGGUCAAAUAAG